AUGCAAUACGACCUGGAGUCUCGUCGCGAAUAUUACCAACGAGACCUGUUGCCCUAUAAUGCCAUGCUUGGUUCGCCCGCUAAGCCGGAGAGUGAGCGUGCUGAGUUUCUGUGCCAUAUUCGGCGUGUUGCUGUUAGAACGUUGUCGCUUUCCAUCAUGGGUAUAUCUGCUAUCAGAGUCGGAACACAUAUAGCUGCUCUCUACAGCGAGCGAAGGACUAUCACGGCGCCCGAUGGGCAUUCGGCUAUGCCAAUCAUCGGCUUUAGCACUCAGCAGCGCCCUAUCAUCGAAGGAUGGGUCCAGGGCAAGGUUUUAACCGCAUUCGCCUAUUAG
Molecule: messenger RNA, 333 nt
Organism: Fusarium odoratissimum NRRL 54006
Lineage: Eukaryota; Fungi; Ascomycota; Sordariomycetes; Hypocreales; Nectriaceae
Exons: 2
Coding region: 1-333 (110 amino acids)
Source: RefSeq, a predicted model, not a curated record